AUGUUGAAAAGUCGAAUCGCGCGACAUUCUUUCCUGGUGCCCCAAGUGCAGGAUCGCGCACCUCGAAAUCUCACCAGAAAAAAACCUUUGUGCUCGAAGGUUCAUUUAUACGUCAUGUCACAGCGGCUCGGAAACUCGGUUGCGGCUCUCACGAGGGUAUGGCACCACGUAGACAUGGCUGCAGAUCCCAGAACUCUCGGACGCUUGGCGCUGAGCAUUGCCAUCACUCUACAAGGCAAACACAAACCGACAUUUUCACCCAAUCGGGACCAUGGAGAUUACGUUGUGGUGACUAAUUGUGCCCAUUUAAAGGUUAGUGGACGCAAAAUGCAAGACAAAUUAUACUGGUCGCACAAUACGAGGCCGGGAUCGUUGAAAUUGGUGCCAAUGGAGAGGAUGAUCGCGAAUAAAGGCUACAGUGAAAUCGUAAGACGAGCUGUAAAGAAUAUGAUACCUAAGAAUAAGUUACGACUCAUUAGAAUGGACCGCCUCAAGCUCUUUGAUGGAGACGAACACCCAUACAAGGAUAAUUUGAUUGCAUAUGCCGAUGAGGUUCCUGAGAUGAAGAAGAAGUUGGCCGACUUGAAUCGUAGAGAAGCAAAGUUGGCUGAGAUGCGGAAGAAGUAUUUGGAGAAUUAG
Molecule: messenger RNA, 639 nt
Organism: Meyerozyma guilliermondii ATCC 6260
Lineage: Eukaryota; Fungi; Ascomycota; Pichiomycetes; Serinales; Debaryomycetaceae
Product: mitochondrial 54S ribosomal uL13m domain-containing protein
Exons: 1
Coding region: 1-639 (212 amino acids)
Biological process (GO): translation; negative regulation of translation
Cellular component (GO): mitochondrial large ribosomal subunit; ribosome
Molecular function (GO): mRNA binding; structural constituent of ribosome
Source: RefSeq, a predicted model, not a curated record